AUGCCAUCCAGUGACACCCAUCUGUACAGCACCGACUACAUCGAAAUCCCGACCUACUCCCGCAAAUUCAAAUCAGAAACAGGCGAAGAUGGUUUCUUCAGCCAGACGCUUGCAUCCGCCGUCACAAUCCCGAGUGUCCGCACCUUUCGCCUGACGAGUCUCCAACCCAGCCUCCCCUCCCAGCCACCCUCAUGGCCCUCCGCAACCACCCCACCAGUUCCAAUCGCUGUCCCCGGCGCCGAUCUGCUGAUGCAUCUUACGCUCGCGAAACCGGGAGUCUGCGGCCAUCCGGAUACGGCGCAUGGAGGCGUGCUGGCCACGAUUAUCGAUGAGGCCAUGUCAUUGGGCGUUACGCUAUAUGCGCCGGAGGCUGGGGAAGCGGGGAAGUCGGGCCGCAUUCGGUCGAAAAUGUUUACGGCACAAUUGGAUAUGCGGUAUAAGAGGCCUGUUGCUGUUCCGGGGCACUUGGAGGUUCGGGUGAGCGUUUUGGCUAAGCACGGGAAAAAAGUGUGGGUGAAGGCGCAAGCUGUUCAGGGCGGGGAGAUUAUGGUUGAUGCUGUUGCUUUUUGGUUGUUGGUUGCUCCAGCACCGGCUGCGAAGAGUGUUUUGUAA
Molecule: messenger RNA, 612 nt
Organism: Aspergillus calidoustus
Lineage: Eukaryota; Fungi; Ascomycota; Eurotiomycetes; Eurotiales; Aspergillaceae
Source: the annotation of a GenBank genome assembly